AUGAAGCUUUGUAUUUCGCAUAGUGCCGUAGAUGAAGAAGCGAAGGAACAGAAGCGAAUGAACAAGCAAAUCGAGGAACAGCUGCAGAAGGAUAAGCAGCUAUACCGUGCAACACAUCGUCUUUUACUACUCGAACGUCGAGAGAGGAUUAUCGACAUUAAAAAUAACGUUCGGGAAUCAAUAACAGUCAUAGUUAGAGCCAUGAGUCAACUGGUACCUCCGAUACCGUUUGAAAAUGUUGCGAACGAACAGAACGCUCAUUACGUAACGGAAGCGGCUUCGAUUUCGAAUUACAACUAUCCGGACGAAUUUUUCGAUCACGUAAAUGCAUUGUGGAAAGACGCAGGGGUCAGAGCCUGUUACGAACGUUCAAACGAAUACCAGCUGAUAGACAGUGCUAAAUACUUUCUGGACAAGACAGACGAACUUAGACGGCCGGACUAUACGCCGUCAGAACAGGAUAUCCUGAGAUGCCGAGUUAUGACUAGAGGCAUCUUCGAGACUAAAUUCGAAGUUGAUAAAGUUCGAUUUCAUAUGUUCGACGUUGGCGGCCAGCGAGAUGAACGUCGCAAAUGGAUUCAAUGCUUUAACGACGUGACGGCCGUGAUAUUCGUCUGCGCUUCGUCGUCCUACAACAUGGUGCUCAUGGAAGACAAAGCGGUCAACCGUUUGAGGGAGUCGUUGAGUCUCUUCAAGUCUAUUUGGAACAACAGGUGGCUGAAAACAAUAUCAGCAAUAUUGUUUCUUAACAAGCAAGAUCUUUUAGCUGAGAAAAUUAAAUCUGGUAGACACAAGCUAGAGGACUACUUUCCCGAUUACCAGAAUUACCAGAUUCCACCUGACGGUAUACUUUUCGUUCUAUUCUUUUCUUUCACUCGGUCACUUGCUUUGAUUUUACUGUUUGUGGUCUUUGUCAAAAUAUUAACAAACCAUAAACCGCAGGCCUUUUAA
Messenger RNA from Soboliphyme baturini, 951 nucleotides. Lineage: Eukaryota; Metazoa; Nematoda; Enoplea; Dioctophymatida; Soboliphymatidae. The record is from the annotation of a GenBank genome assembly.